UAAUGAGCCGCCCUCUCCGCCAAUCGUGUGGCUGCUGUCGCUGUUUUCCUGCAGCUUCAGCCAGAGAGGGAGCCGCGGUGUGCGGAGCCGCAGCCCGCCGCUUCAGUCUUUGUGUGCUCCGUCCAGAGAGCUGCAGUCUCCCGGAGCAGACCCAGUGUCCAGCCCCUCAACAAUGCGCUGUUUUUCUACUUUUCUACCGCUGGAUAUCCAGUUUGUACAGCCUAUGGCUCUCCGGAGCGGGUUUUAAUGGACGGGGUAGCAUGAAUUCCCAAUGUUACACAGUGGCCAUGGACCUUGGCGUUUGUCAACUGAGGAAUUUAUCGAUAUCGUUUCUGUCUUCUGUGCUUGGGAAGGAGAGCACAUCAGUCAGGCUUGACAAUAGCUCCUCGGGUGCAAGUGUGGUGGCCAUCGACAACAAGAUUGAACAGGCGAUGGACUUGGUGAAGAGCCACCUGAUGUACGCCGUGCGUGAGGAGGUGGAGGUGCUGAAGGAGCAGAUCAAAGAGCUGAUCGAGCGCAACACUCAACUGGAGCAAGAGAACAACCUGCUCAAGACCCUGGCCAGCCCCGAGCAGAUGGCCCAGUUCCAAGCACAGGUGCAGACCAGCAGCUCCCCGCCCAGCACCGCCCAGCCUCCUGUCCCUGUCCCAGCAACAUCGACACAGGUCCUCCCCUCCACACAAAACUCCAGCUCAUCUGCUUAACACAGAAAUGGCAGCGUGCCCCCUGAAGAUGAGAGAUUGCCAUACUGUGAACUGGUUCAUCAAGACCGACUAUGCCACACACUUCAGCUUAACCAGAGGAUGACAAACUACAUUUUUGUUGCACAUUUUAUUUAACUAAGACUUUAGAGAUACACCUGUGUGUGUGUGUGUGUGUGUGUGUGUGUCUGCUUUGUCUGCCAUUUUAUUUGCCUGCUUCACACAAUCACCGUUGUCGUGCUGGUCGUGGUGAUGGUGAGAGGAAGAACAGAGCUGACAGGAAAUCACACUCAACCCUCAACAGUUGCUGCCAUCAUUCAGGUCCACCUGGUGAAGGAGGAGCUAACACAGGGCCCAGCCAAUCAGGGGAGUGCGCUGAAUGCCCUUGUUAGUGUCGUCGAAACCCUCACAGUGUGACCUGUGGAAAGUGUGCCAUUGCCUCAUCCCACUUCAACCCAUCUGUACACAGGUUUUACUUGGUAUGUUCUACUUUUUGGUUUCCUUUUUCAGACGAUACUGACAGUGGACAAACUUUAAGGCUUUAUACAACCCAUCUGGAAUGAGAAACAAUCCAGCUCCGUCCUCACAGCAUGUGAAGAUGACAUCAGUCUUCUGGGUUGAGAGGGGUUAUAAAUGUAUGGAAAUGGAUAUUAGCUAUGCCUCGUUGUUCAAUGUGAGAAGUUGUUCAUGUUGCCAUUUCCACCCUGAGCGCACACUCGCCCCUUCUUGGAUGGAGCAUUAAACAUUUAUGCAGGGAAUCAAUGUUUUUUAGUGAGGGCUGGGAAAGAUGUUGAUGUAAUUAUUGUCAUAGUGGUCUGUAAAAAUAAAUAAGAGGCAAAUAAAUAGGACACGACUGUUUCUAAGUAGUGAACUUUGUACAGACAAAGUUUCCAAUUAAACUCUGCCAAGUGCCUGGUCUCUAACCAUAGAUACAUAUAUACAACAGUUUUUAGUUGUUUUAAUCAUGUAUUUGUGUGUGUAUGUAUGUAUGUAUGUGUGUGUGUGUGUAUAUAUAUAUAUAUGGUUUGCCAGGUAUUAACUACCUGUGGUGUCAUUACUCAGGUUGAGACCAGAUUAGGAUUAUUGACCUCCACACUUAGAUGCUGUCUCUCCUGCAGUGACUCACGGUCUCACACUGUACAUGCACUCUCCUCCGCCCUCACUUCAGACUAACUCGCUCAAAUCUGUUUUAGCAUUUGGGGACAUGUGUAGUUUAUUUUUUAUCAAUGACUAUUGUUUUUCUUUCUUUUUUUGUACCGCCAAGUGUUUUGAGUUGCUCAUAGUGGAACUGGAGCACUGAAUACGAUAAUGAAUCUCUUGGUUUUUAAAAGCAGGGAAAAUGCCUAGCAGACGUAUGUCAGUGUUUUGUGCAUGUUCCUCAGCUCAUCACAAAUGUGACGUUACAUUUGCACUAGACAGUUGCACCUCCAAUAAAAGUGAAAAAAGCAA
Monopterus albus (swamp eel) is the source of this 2150-nucleotide messenger RNA. RefSeq names its product TSC22 domain family protein 1-like. The coding region runs from base 3 to 704 and encodes 233 amino acids. The transcript has 3 exons. Lineage: Eukaryota; Metazoa; Chordata; Actinopteri; Synbranchiformes; Synbranchidae. Gene Ontology annotation, cellular component: cytosol; nucleus. The record is from RefSeq and is a predicted model, not a curated record. Gene Ontology annotation, biological process: negative regulation of apoptotic process; positive regulation of cell population proliferation; regulation of transcription by RNA polymerase II.